CAACGUGUUCAUAGAAGAUCAUGUUGUCAAAAGGAGUCUUCUUUCUCCUAACGGUUGCGUUUCUUGUGGUUGAAAUUGAGGCACACAGAGGUUGGAGGCAUAGAACAAAAUGUCGUCCAAAGUGUGACAAAGACUGCCGGAAAGUUCUAACUGGAAAAUUUUGUUAUGAGUGCGAUUGUAAUCCAGUUUGCCCAUACCUCAUCUGCGAGAAAGGUUGCGAAAUAGAGCAACUUCCAGAAGAACCUUGUCCUAUUUGUGUGUGCAAAGAGGAAGAAGUACCAGCAUUAGAUUAUGGAGAAGCCUAUGCCAGAUGCUAUCCAAAGUGUGGAAAGGGUUGCUGGAAAUUUUUUAAUUCGAAAGGAUGUUACGAAUGCAAAUGUGAACCAGUUUGUCCUUACCUCAGAUGUGAAAAAGGAUGUACCAUAAAGAAAGUUCCAGAAAAACCAUGUAAUACAUGUGUGUGCAAAGAGGAAGAAGUACCAGCAAUAGAUUACUGGGAAGCCUACGCAAAAUGUUAUCCUAAGUGUGGAAAAGAUUGCCGAAAGCACUUCACGUUUAAAGGAUGUUACAAAUGCGAUUGUAAACCACUUUGUCCUUAUCUCAAAUGCAAGGAAGGAUGCUCCUUAGAAAAAUCGCCCGAAGAACCAUGUCCUUCUUGUGUGUGCAAAGAGGAAAUACCCGCUUUAGAUAUCGGAGAGGCCUUGGAAAAAUGUUAUCCAAAGUGUGGCAAAUUUUGCCGAAAAGUUUUUUCCGCGAAAGGAUGUUACAAAUGUGAUUGUAAACCUGUUUGUCUUUAUCUCAAGUGCAAAGAAGGGUGCUCGCUAGAAAAGCAGCCAGAGGAACCAUGUCCUUCAUGUGUGUGCAAAGUGGAAGAAGUACCAGUAUUAGAUUUUGAUGAAGGCAGAGCAAAGUGUUAUCCAAAGUGUGAAAAAGGUUGCAAAAAGGUUUCUACGGGAAAAGGAUGUUACAAAUGCGAAUGUGAACCUGUCUGCCCUAAUCUCAAAUGCAAAGAAGGAUGCACAGAAGAGAAGCUGCCAGAACAACAGUGUCCUUCAUGUGUGUGCAAAGAGGAGGAAGUACCAGCAUUAGACUUCGGUGAAGCGUUUAUAAGUUGCUAUCCAAAAUGUGAAAAAGGUUGUCAAAAAGUUUUUAGUAAGAACAAAUGUUACAAAUGCGAGUGUGAACCUGCCUGCCCAGAGCUCAAAUGUGAAGAAGGGUGUUCUCCAGAGAAGCUUCCAGAACAGCCAUGUUCUACGUGUGUGUGCAAAGAGGAAGAAGUACCAGCGUUCGAUGUCGGAGAAGAAAGGGAGAGAUGUUAUCCAAAGUGUGAGAAAGGUUGCCAAAAAGUUUUUAAGGAGAAAGGAUGUUACGAAUGCAAAUGUGAACCAGUUUGCCCAGAGCUCAAAUGCCAAGAAGGAUGUUCCCCAGAGCAACUUCCAGGAGAAUCAUGUCCUUCUUGUGUGUGCAAAGAGGAAGAAUUACCAGUACUAGAUCUUGACCAAAGAAGGGGAAAUUGUUAUCCAAAAUGUGAAAAGAAUUGCCAAGAAGUUCUUACUGAGGACGGAUGCAUCGAAUGUGAUUGUAAACCUGUCUGUCCCGCGAUCAACUGCGAAGACAAGUGCUUCCUACAACAGCGGCCGGGAGAACCCUGUCCUUCGUGUGUAUGUUUUGAGGAAGAAAUAUCAGCAUUAGUACCUUCAAAGUGACCUGUCCUACAUCUAUGUGGUAAUAACUAGUGCAAGAUUGUAAAAGACGAAAACGGUUGCGGAGAAUAUCAGAGAACCUUAAUGCAAUACAGAGUUAUAGCAGACGAUCAAAGACAUCGAAGGACAAUGCCCUAUCGGUUAUUGAGUUAGGCGUCAUAAAUAAAGGACUAUUAUUUACUUGCUAGCGUAGUUAUAAGUAUGUCAAUGUAUAAAUAUGUGAAUGCGUUUGAAAUAAAAUAU
Uloborus diversus is the source of this 1946-nucleotide messenger RNA. RefSeq names its product keratin-associated protein 16-1-like. NCBI's taxonomy places the organism in Eukaryota, Metazoa, Arthropoda, Arachnida, Araneae, Uloboridae. The transcript has 10 exons. The record is from RefSeq and is a predicted model, not a curated record. Bases 21 to 1706 code for a protein of 561 amino acids.